GUGGGUUUUUGGGCACGGACGCGUGUCCAAGGCUGGCGCCCUGCGCACGUGAGAAAAACAGCCCACGGUGUUUGUUUUUUUUGCAGGAGCCGUCGACGUCCUCGCACAGUCAGUUAGUCGUCUGCCCACGCCGACAUGCGCCGCUCCGCUCUGCACAAAUCACACAAAUGUUUCCGCCCGUUUGUCGCCGCGCAGCUUCCUUGACUGCUGCUGGAUGUGCAGACGCCGGAGCGCCGCCGCCGCCGCCGCUUGUUUUCCCAAGUUUCGAUCGCCGCUGCGAUAUCGUGUGACAUCGCGCUGAUUUGUUUUGUUGCUGUUGUUGUUGUUGUUGUUGUUUUCCUUUUUUUCCCUCUUUCCUCGCGAAGCGCUCGGCGAUCAUUCCGUGGCCGAGCGCAGCAUGCGAGCAGCGGGGCUGCAGGCGGGCGGCGGAGACCGGGACUGAGGACCUCUCUCUCUCUCUGUCAGACACCGCGCGCGUCUUUCUUUGGACACGUCUGUCGGACAUAGCCGAGGCGCCCGCGCACUACGCGUCCGCGCCGGUCGUUGCGAUGUCCACGAGGAAGACGUCGUUGACGGACAAGCAGGCGAAAAACGGGACGUCGAAAUACGUGCUGGAGAGAUGCGCUUCUGUUAACGAGUAUUAUGAUGUUUCCUUCAAGGUGAUGCUGCUCGGAGACUCGUCCGUGGGGAAGACGUGCAUCUUGGUGCGCUUUAAAGACGGGGCCUUUCUGGGAGGCAACUUUAUAGCCACCGUCGGAAUUGACUUUAGGAUCUGGGACACAGCCGGCCAAGAGAGAUUCCGCAGUGUAACGCACGCCUACUACAGAGACGCCCAGGCCUUACUUCUGCUCUAUGAUAUCACCAGCAAGCCAUCAUUUGACAAUAUCAGGGCUUGGCUGACUGAGAUACACGAGUAUGCCCAGAAGGAUGUGGUCAUCAUGUUGCUCGGCAACAAGUCAGACAUGGCUGCCGAGAGGGUUGUGAAGAAAGAGGAAGGAGAGAAGCUGGCGAAGGAAUAUGGCGUACCUUUCAUGGAGACCAGUGCCAAGACAGGAGUUAAUGUGGAGCUGGCCUUUCUCGCCAUAGCAAAGGAGCUGAGGCACAGAGCAACGCAGCAGCCGGAUGAGCCCAAGUUCCAGAUACACGACUACAUCGAGUCUCAGAAGCACAAGCCUGGCUGCUGUACCACGGUGUAGCUGAUGCUGAUCACCAGGCGGAGGGAGACGUACAGAGAGAAAGAGAGCGAGAGAGAAAGAGAGGCAGGGAGGGAGUGGGAACAAGGUAGAAAUGUCUGCUCUCACACAAAAAGCCAAUGUCAGCCCCAGACCUGAGGAGCGGACGCCUUCGCCUCCUUCACUUUUGGCUGAAUGGAGGUGGAUCUGGAUUGGCCGCCAUUCCCUUAUCUGAAAUGUGAAUUUAAAUCUCUUUUAAGUCAUGCGUAGAAAUGUUUGUGGUCUUUGUGGUGACAGUUGUAUCAAACUACAAGUCAGGAGUAACAAUCUGAAAUGCUAUAUUCAUCUGCAGGGACACAGAAUAAAAAAGGAUUUAUCAUUCUGCUCUCAGUAAAUGGCUGUUUUAUAUCGAACAAUCAAUACGACUGUUGGUGUGGAUAUAGCAUUUUGCCAUACAGUUUGUUUAAUCCCAGUUUUACCAGACUGUGAACUGAAUCCCCUUUGGCCUUACAGUCGUUAUCCCUAUCCUUCGAUCAUUUAGUGUGUUUGAGAAGUGGACUUCAGUCUCACGGUCAGAUUGUAGCUAAAACGUCUGUUCACAUCUGUACUGCUAUUAGAUAGAAUAAAGCCAACAUUUUUAGGGUG
This is a messenger RNA of Scophthalmus maximus (turbot), 1817 nucleotides long. RefSeq lists its product as uncharacterized. Lineage: Eukaryota; Metazoa; Chordata; Actinopteri; Pleuronectiformes; Scophthalmidae. Gene Ontology annotation, cellular component: Golgi apparatus; endosome. Bases 549 to 1196 code for a protein of 215 amino acids. The transcript is spliced from 8 exons. Gene Ontology annotation, molecular function: GTP binding; GTPase activity. The record is from RefSeq and is a predicted model, not a curated record.